Ciona intestinalis (vase tunicate) is the source of this 1195-nucleotide messenger RNA. The record is from RefSeq and is a predicted model, not a curated record. Lineage: Eukaryota; Metazoa; Chordata; Ascidiacea; Phlebobranchia; Cionidae.
AAAAAUAUGAAACUUAUGUUGCAGGCAUUCUAACAUGGGUGAAUUGCAGAAGCUCCAAACUUAGUACAAAGGUUCAAAAAAUCUUUACCGUCGCUAAAGUAUUGGCUUUGGUCAUUGUUAUUGUAAUGGGAAUCGUACAAGCUGCGAACGGGAAAAUAGAAAACUUUUCAAGUUCAAAAGUGUUCGCUGGGUCAACCAGCGAUGUGAAGAAAAUAGUUCUUGCAUUAAAUGCUGGUUUAUGGGCAUUCUCUGGGUGGAACGAACUGAACUACGUCACUGACGAAAUAAAAAACCCUUCCAGAAAUCUUCCUUUGGCGAUCACCACUUCGAUGUUCAUAAUUACGGUGUUGUACGUUUGUAUAAACCUUGCAUAUUUUACAGUCCUGGAUCCUGAAAUGGUGGGAUCCGGCGCCACAGCAGUGGUCUUCGGCAAGCUUACUAUGGGACAUUGGAGUAUUUGUAUUCCAAUAUUUGUUGCUCUCUGCUGCUUUGGUGGGAUAAAUGGAUCGAUAUUCACAUCUUCUCGAUUAUUCUAUAUCGGGGCAUGUGAAGGUCAUCUGCCCUCUAUCAUGGGGAUGAUCAACACGAAGAGCUUGACCCCAACACCUUCCAUAAUUGUCAUUGGAUCAUUGAGUGCAGUGUACAUGGUAACGGAAGAUGUGUUCCUUUUAAUAAACUACGUCAAUUUUGUUUACUUUUUAAGCAUGGGACUUGCCAUAACUGGUCUCGUAGUAUUGAGGUUUCAGCAACCGCGAAUGGAACGUCCGCUUAAGUUACCAUUGAUUAUUCCGAUCACGGCAGCUUUCCUAUGUUUCGGUACUGGCAUCAUUUCCUUUGUAAUUUCACCGAUAGAGAGCGGUAUAGGUCUGGGAAUGGUCCUAACCUCUGUACCAGUGUAUUUACUUGCUAUAAAAGCAAAGAAACCAACUUGCUUAAACAAAGUUUACGGUAUCGUGACAGUUUUCUUGCAAUGUAUUACAAACUGUGUCAUAGAAGAAAUUGAACUGCCGUUUGAAUGAAGUUCAAAGUUCCAAGAAAAUAUAUGCUUCCAAAUCAUGUGUUAUUUGUUGUUAACUAAAAAACUGUGUUUAGGGACAUAGGCAAAAUGUUUAACAGUAUGGUGAUUGUGAUACUAUAUGUUGUAAAUAAAUGUGACAUCUGUUAAACUUGUACAAUUAAACUUCUGGCGUAUGUA